ACAGCUGUGCCGAUAAUUAGAUUUCCAAACUUUCAUAAAUAUAUAUAUUUGUUUGUUUUAAUAGGAAAAAAAAACAUAUAUCGGAGCUCAGCUUCAUUACAGAAAGAAAUGCUGUGCACGAUUAAGCAUAAUAAUCUGCAUUUUACCCACAGUGGAGUAUAAUGUAGAAAACCAAUAUAACAUACUGCAUGCAGUAAGGAGUGCCAGGGUCAAAGUCCCACAAGCCUGAAAAGAAAUCCAUUGACUGCUGAAUGGUGUCAUGAAUCAUGUAAAGGAAAAGAGGAGUGAUGAAAAAAAAGAAGGGGAAAAAUACAUUCACAACUCUGAAGAGGUUCUUGGUUUGAAAAACUGCUUGGCUCCGCACACGCUUGGCUCUACACACCAGCGGCAGCUUGACCAGCGCUGCACGGGCCAGAGUGCUGUCCAAAUGGGGCUGGUUUGAGUGAGGGAGAAAAACGUCUGUGUGCACCUCCGUGUUCUUUUGAUGCUUGCUAGUAUUACAGUAGAAUGACUCCACUGUCAUUGGUUGAAUAGGCCGGACUGCCUACUGUGACAGAAUAUGGGCCUCUCAUACCCAAAAGGAAGCAGUGUUGCUUCUUUAAGCAGAAAAAAAGAGUGGCCAAAAAUGAAGGAGCUGCACUCGUAAUAAAUCUUUACUUUCUGUAUGAUGCAGUGGAAUAUCCCCUCUGUAUGAAAAUAAGCUGAGCACAGUCCUGCCGGGCAUGAUGAUAAGUUGAUGAGGACAGUCUGUGAUGCGUCUAGACUCCGAGCCGUGGUGGAUCUAGAAUCCAUGUCAGGUUUUAGUGUAGACCUGCGCUCAGACAGCUCCUGCAGUCGGCAGCCUGGUAUCAACUGCACUGGCGCUGUUCACUGGAAGCCCGCUCCGCGCUGCUUCCUCCAAGUGUCUCAACACUGUGAGCGGGAUCUUUUCCAGAGGCUAGCCGCUGAAACUUGCCCAGUCCCCACACAGUAUCAUUCAGGGAAGCCAGGAGAGCAGCACCGGCGGCGGCUACAGUAGCGGAGAGAGAUCUUCGUCUUCUCCCCUCCACCAGACACUGAAAAGCCCCACUCUUGUCUGUCCCUCUCAGUCACUCAAGUCCUUGUUUUUUGGUCCCCGAGCUUCGCUUCUCUUUCUUGACUCUUGUUGAUACCGCUGCUGCUGCUGCGUCGGGGAGUGAGGGCGCACGCACAGGGAGAGCCGAGACUCUAUGAGCCGCUCAGAGGUGUGCAUGAGGUGGCUGAUGAGUUAGGACUGAGCGCAGAGCAACACCUUGCGUGCCAUGGAAGUGUGCGCCCGGUGCAGGGGAAUGUACGGGCUGAAAGGGAGACCUGCCGCUUGAAAGCCAGCCUCUGUCCCAGACAAGGCGAGCAUGCCUGAGACCUGCAGACUCACUCUCUUCGCUGCAGAGGAGUUCACAUCAGACUGCCUUUCCACAAUCUGACAUUUUUUUAAACUAAUCUUUUUUAUACAGCUCACAGUUUCCUACUCACUGUCUUCAAUCAAGCCCCGCGUGGCUGCUUUUCGAGAAAGGUUAGAGGAUCAAUGAUGAGCAUCUCUGAGACCACUUGGCUUGGACUUUUCUAAUCAGAAGCUGUUAGUCACAACACAAAUCUGCCACACAACAUCAACACCUGGCACCAUGUCUUGCUCCCUGUGGAAACUACCCACUUUCUGCUGGUUUCUCAUCACUCUAGCCCAAGUACACUCCACAGAGGGGUUUAGUCGAGCUGCCCUGCCAUUUGGCUUAGUGCGGAGAGAGCUGUCUUGUGAGGGUUACCCCAUUGAUUUGCGGUGUCCAGGAAGUGAUGUCAUAAUGAUCGAAAGCGCCAACUAUGGCCGAACGGACGACAAGAUCUGCGAUGCCGACCCUUUCCAGAUGGAGAACAUAAACUGCUAUCUUCCAGACGCCUACAAGAUCAUGUCACAAAGAUGCAACAAUCGGACCCAGUGCAUUGUAAUCACGGGUUCAGAUGUCUUCCCCGACCCCUGCCCAGGGACCUACAAAUACCUGGAGGUCCAGUAUGAGUGUGUUCCCUACAGUCCAUGCCCAACCAGAAUAGGACCAAGAACACAGAAUGUAUCCUAUCGCAACUGCCCUGAAGUGGAGCAAAAAGUUUUUCUUUGUCCCGGGACUCUGAAAGCUGUCGGUGAACCUUCCUUUAUAUUUGAAGCGGAGCAGCAAGCUGGAGCCUGGUGCAAAGACCCACUGCAAGCCGGCGACAAAAUCUACUUCAUGCCUUGGACUCCAUACCGAACAGACACUCUAAUCGAGUACUCCUCCUUGGAUGACUUUCAAAAUGCCCGUCAAACCAUCACCUACAAGCUGCCGCACCGGGUGGACGGGACUGGAUUUGUGGUCUACGACGGGGCGGUGUUUUUCAACAAGGAGCGUACCCGAAACAUCGUGAAGUUUGACCUGCGGACUCGAAUCAAAAGCGGCGAGGCGAUCAUCAACAACGCCAACUACCACGACACGUCGCCCUACAAGUGGGGAGGAAAAACAGACAUUGACCUGGCGGUGGAUGAGAACGGGCUGUGGGUGAUUUAUGCCACAGAGCAGAACAAUGGUAUGAUGGUGAUCAGCCAGCUCAACCCCUACACACUACGAUUUGAAGCUACCUGGGAAACGACCUAUGAUAAGCGCUCAGCCUCCAACGCCUUCAUGGUCUGUGGAGUACUCUAUGUGGUCCGCUCCACCUACGAAGACAAUGAAAGUGAAGUCAGCAAGAGCCUGAUUGAUUAUAUUUACAAUACCAAACAGAACCGUGGGGAAUACGUUGAUAUCCACUUUCCCAACCAGUACCAGUACAUUGCAGCUGUGGAUUAUAAUCCGCGAGAUAACCAGCUCUAUGUGUGGAAUAACUUUUACAUCCUGAGGUACAACUUGGAGUUUGGCCUGCCUGAUCCGGCACAUGCACCGCCGUUUUCAGAAGUCACCACGACUCCGCCUACGAAAACGACAACCACCACAACAACAACCACAGUGCACUGGGGUGUGGACAACAAUACCACCACCACAGGGUACAAGGAGCGCAGCAGGGGAACGCCCAGGCCACGUCCUGUAAUCCCACAGACUACUUCCCCUCCGCCCCUGGAGUCCUUCCCUUUACCUGAACGCUUCUGCAAGGCAACUGAGAAAAGAGACAUAAUGUGGCCUCAGACCCAGAGGGGCAUGCUUGUUGAGCGACCUUGUCCCAAGGGAACACGAGGCACAGCAUCUUAUUUAUGUGUCCUUUCCACUGGGGACUGGCACCCAAAGGGCCCUGAUCUCAGCAACUGCACCUCCCACUGGGUCAACCAAGUAGCCCAGAAGAUCCGCAGCGGUGAAAACGCGGCUAACUUGGCCAAUGAAUUAGCCAAGCACACCAAAGGACCCAUCUUUGCCGGAGACGUCAGCUCCUCAGUGCGCCUGAUGGAGCAGCUGGUGGACAUCCUGGAUGCGCAGCUGCAGGAGCUCAGACCCAGCGAGAAGGAUUCCGCAGGACGGAGCUUCAAUAAGCUCCAAAAGCGAGAAAGGACAUGCAGGGCAUACAUGAAGGCCAUCGUGGACACGGUGGAUAACCUUCUGCGACCAGAGGCGCUCAAGUCCUGGCAGGACAUGAACAGCACCGAGCAAACUCACGCAGCCACCAUGUUACUGGAUACUUUGGAGGAAGGGGCCUUCGUCCUCGCCGACAACCUCAUGGAACCGGCUAUUGUCAAAGUUCCAGCAGAUAAUAUAAUCCUGGAAGUGUAUGUUCUCAGCACGGAUGGCCAGGUCCAGGAUUUCAAAUUUCCACAGAUCGGCAAAAGCGGGAUCUCAAUCCAGCUCUCAGCCAAUACUGUUAAGCUCAACAGUCGGAAUGGAGUUGCCAAACUGGUUUUCAUGCUCUACAAAAACCUGAGCCAGUUCCUCAGCACAGAAAACGCCACCAUCAAGAUGGACAACGACGCUUACAGCCGCAACGUCUCGGUAGCCGUCAACUCGGACAUCAUCGCCGCCUCAAUCAACAAAGAGUCCAGCCGCGUGUUCAUUAAUGACCCCGUGAUUUUUACCCUGGAGCACAUUGAUAUGGAGCACUACUUCAACUCCAAUUGCUCCUUCUGGAAUUACUCUGAGAGAAGCAUGAUGGGCUACUGGUCCACCCAAGGCUGCAAACUCCUGGACUCCAAUAAAACACACACCACCUGCUCAUGCAGCCAUCUCACCAACUUUGCCAUCCUCAUGGCACACCGUGAAACCUCUGCCAGCAGCGAAGUGCACGAGCUGCUCCUGACCGUCAUCACUCGCGUCGGCAUCGUGGUGUCCCUCGUCUGCCUCAUGAUCAGCAUCUUCACCUUCUGCUUCUUCCGGGGCCUGCAGAGCGAUCGGAACACCAUCCACAAGAACUUGUGCAUUAAUCUCUUCAUUGCAGAGUUAAUAUUCCUAAUUGGUAUCGAUAUGACGGAACCCAGGAUUGGCUGUGCCAUCAUUGCGGGGAUCCUGCACUUCUUCUUCCUAGCUUCCUUCUCCUGGAUGUGUCUUGAGGGAGUCCAGCUGUACCUCAUGCUGGUAGAAGUCUUUGAGAGCGAAUACUCGCGGAAAAAGUACUACUACGUGUCUGGUUACCUCUUCCCCGCCAUCGUUGUCGGCGUCUCAGCAGCUAUUGACUACAGGAGCUACGGGACCAAGAAAGCGUGCUGGCUAAGUGUGGAUAAUCAUUUCAUAUGGAGUUUUAUAGGACCUGUCACCUGUAUCAUCAUGCUCAAUCUCAUCUUCCUGGUGAUCACAAUGUACAAAAUGGUGAAGCACUCCACCACCCUGAAACCAGACUCUAGCCGACUGGAGAAUAUAAAUAAUUAUCGCGUUUGUGACGGCUACUAUAAUACAGAUUUGCCUGGCUAUGAAGAUAAUAAACGGUUUAUCAAAUCCUGGGUCAUGGGUGCUUUUGCUCUGCUGUGCCUGCUCGGUCUCACCUGGUCUUUUGGGCUCUUCUUCAUCAGCGAGGCCUCCAUUGUUAUGGCGUACCUCUUCACCAUAUUCAACACCUUCCAAGGAAUGUUUAUCUUCAUUUUCCACUGCCUUCUCCAGAAAAAGGUCCGCAAAGAGUACAGCAAGUGCUUCCGCCACACGUACUGCUGCGGAGGGCUGCCGACUGAGAGCUCGCACGGUUCUGCGAAGACUUCCACCACACGGACCAGCGCACGCUACUCCUCUGGCACACAGAGUCGUAUCAGGAGAAUGUGGAAUGACACCGUAAGAAAGCAAUCUGAGUCCUCCUUUAUCUCAGGUGACAUCAACAGCACCUCCACCCUUAACCAAGGAAUGACCGGGAACUAUCUACUAACAAAUCCUCUCCUGCGACCACAAGGCACUAACAACCCUUAUAACACCUUACUGGCUGAGACAGUCGUAUGUAACACUCCCACAGCUCCAGUGUUUAAUUCACCAGUGACCUACAGAGAGACAAGGCACUCACUGAACAAUGCGGUGAGGGACACAAGUGCAAUGGAUACUCUACCGCUAAAUGGUAACUUUAAUAAUAGCUACUCGCUCCGUAAUGGGGACUUUGGCGACAGUGUGCAGGUAGUAGACUGCGGCCUGAGUCUGGACGAUGCUGCCUUUGAGAAAAUGAUAAUCUCCGAGCUAGUACACAACAACCUGCGUGCCUGUAAUAAAAGCCACCAACAGCAACAGCAGCAGCACCACAGUUUACAUCAUCCACCCCACCACCAGCAGCCACCGCAGUACCACCAUCACCACCACACGGAGCGGGCUCCGCCCAAGGUGACGGUGGUAGGUGGAAGCAGCAGCGAAGAUGACGCUAUUGUGGCUGACGCUUCGUCUUUGGUCCACGUGGGUGACACGGUGGGCCUCGAGCUGCACCAUCAGCAGGAGCUGGAGGCACCUCUCAUCCCCCAGCGGACUCACUCGCUUCUGUAUGCACCCCAGAAGAAGGUGAGGACCGAUGGGGGAGUCGAUACGUUUGUCAGCGAGCUGACACCCACCAAUCCCGAUGAUAGUCUGCAGUCCCCAAACAGAGACUCCCUGUACACUAGUAUGCCUAAUCUGAAAGACUCUCCGUACCCCGAGAGCAGCCCUGAUGUUGUGGAGGACCUGUCCCCCUCCAAGAGGAGCGAGAAUGAGGACGUUUACUACAAGAGUAUGCCUAACUUGGGGGGUGGCCAGCAGCUCCAAGCCUAUUACCAGAUAGGCCGAGGGAGCAGCGAUGGUUACAUUAUUCCCAUUACUAAAGAGGACAGCAUCCCUGAAGGCGACGUACGAGAAGGACAGAUGCAGUUAGUGACAAGCCUUUAAAUGUAUUUAAAUCAUCCCCAGACCUUUCCCAGCCUUCCUGCAGCCCUGAACUCUUGGAGGACAUUAUAAAAGGGAAGGGAGGCAUUUUUCUUUACGUUUUUUUAAUGGGUUUUUUGUUUGUUUGUUUGGGGUUUGUUUGUUUAUUUGAAGAGAGCUUAAAAGCCCCGCCAUUUACACUUAGCCAUCUGCAAACCUACAUCUCCAUUGCCAUCUUCUUCUCAUGCCACCCUUCCUAACUUCCCUGCAGACCAAUAGACUUGGAGCACAGCUGUGGCAGUGCAGAGUUUUAAUGAGACUGUACAUAAAAUGCAGAGUCAAAUUUCAAUUUUAAGAGACAAGCCAACUAUGUAUUUAAAUGUGCUGCUGCUGUUGAUUAAUUGAGAAAAUUUUAAGGUACGAAAAUUUAAAAAUGUAAAAAAAAAAAAAAGGAAAAAAAAGGAAAAAACAGGAAAAAGGAAAAAAAAUAGAGAGCGAGAAA
Oreochromis niloticus (Nile tilapia) is the source of this 6756-nucleotide messenger RNA. RefSeq names its product adhesion G protein-coupled receptor L2a (gene adgrl2a). Bases 1641 to 6278 code for a protein of 1545 amino acids. Gene Ontology annotation, cellular component: plasma membrane. Gene Ontology annotation, biological process: cell surface receptor signaling pathway; adenylate cyclase-activating G protein-coupled receptor signaling pathway. Gene Ontology annotation, molecular function: carbohydrate binding; G protein-coupled receptor activity. The transcript has 27 exons. NCBI's taxonomy places the organism in Eukaryota, Metazoa, Chordata, Actinopteri, Cichliformes, Cichlidae. The record is from RefSeq and is a predicted model, not a curated record.